AUGGUCAAGAGAAAGCACGAAAGCACAGAGGCCGACUCGAACGGUUCGGCCAAGAAGACAGCGAGGUCACAGGACGUCCACGCAAACUUUGGCGACAAGCUGUUCGACCGUAAUGUCGUCACAAAAUACCGCGACGACUAUGCGAAAAGCGGACCGUAUGUCGCGUUGACUGCUUGUAUACAGCCUGGCUCUGACAAUCUUCAGNNCUACUUGCACACCGUUGUGUCUGGCUUGAUCAACGACUCCCUCCUCCGUUCUGUCCGUCGUGAGAUCAUCGACAAUGUCCACUUUACACCAAAAGAAACCGACAUCUACAAGAUUCACCAGUCUGGCGACCUUGCCAACCUCUCCGGUCUCGACCCUUCUGCACUCAAGCUGUUACCCUCGCUACUCACCCUGCGCGACUCGCUCUACUCUGCCGAAUUCCGCGCAUGGGUUUCGGAAGUCUCGGGCGCUGGCCCUCUAUCGGGAAAGAAGACGGACAUGGCUGUCAAUGUAUACGCUCCCGGCUGCCACUUGCUGUGCCAUGAUGAUGUCAUUGGUACCAGACGUGUCAGCUACAUCCUCUACUUGACCGACCCGGAUACGCCAUGGCAGGCCAACUGGGGUGGUGCCUUGCGUCUGUACCCCACCGAGGAAAAGACAGACAGUGAUGGCAAGAAGGUCAGAGUGCCACACUACGAUUUCACAAAGGUCAUCCCGCCAGCUUGGAAUCAGUUGUCCUUCUUCACUGUCCAGCCUGGUCAGAGUUUCCACGAUGUUGAGGAGGUCUUCAAGCGCAAGGAUGGCGAAAGCGAGGAUGAUGGUGGUCGUAUCCGCAUGGCCAUCUCUGGCUGGUUCCACAUUCCGCAAGAGGGAGAAGAUGGCUUCGAGCCAGGACUUGAAGAGAAAUUGGCCGAGCGCAGUUCUCUGCAACAGCUGCAGAGCAAGAACGACGAGUUUGACUUGCCUCAAGAGCAGUGGAUCGACCACGACGAGUCGACGGACAAGGCCGAGGAUGCAGAGGAAGAGGAAGUCGAGUUUGAUGAGAAGGACAUGGAUUUCCUGAUUCAGUACAUGACGCCGCAGUAUCUCACACCGGACACAGUCGAGGAGCUAUCCGAACUCUUUGCCGAGGAGUCAAGUCUGCAGCUCGCAAAUUUCCUCUCCAAGAAGUUCAGUGCUCGUCUGCGCGAAGACAUUGAAGCUCAUGAUGGCAAGAACGAACCUGCAACUGAUGGCUGGGCCACGGCAACUCCUCCCCACAAGCAUCGCUACCGCUUCAAGCACGCCAACCCUUCUGCUACCGACAACUCCGCAUACGACGAGCUUCUCAACAAGUUCCUGCCCUCUCUUGCUUUCCGCAAAUGGCUGAGUCUGGCCACUGGUCUGACACUAGCAAAGAGCAGUAUUUUGGCGCGCCGCUUCCGUAAGAGCUUGGACUACACAUUGGCAACCGGUUACAACAAGUCCGAGGCACAGCUCGAAUACUGUCUUAACCACAAGAAGAAGGCAGCAGACCCUGCAAUCUAUCAAGCUGGCAAUGAAGAAGACGAUGGCAUCCUGUUCUCAAACCCAGCAAACUGGAAUACACUGUCUGUUGUUCUCAGAGAUCGAGGCGUGUUGAGAUUUGUCAAGUAUGUCAGCGAGAGCGCCAAAGGUGAUAGAUGGGAUGUCGUUGGCGCGGUCGAGGUGAUUGAUGACGAUGAUGACGAGGACGAGGACGGUGCAGAGGAGUAG
Aureobasidium musti is the source of this 1719-nucleotide messenger RNA. The record is from the annotation of a GenBank genome assembly. Lineage: Eukaryota; Fungi; Ascomycota; Dothideomycetes; Dothideales; Saccotheciaceae.